Molecule: messenger RNA, 1991 nt
Organism: Nelumbo nucifera (sacred lotus)
Lineage: Eukaryota; Viridiplantae; Streptophyta; Magnoliopsida; Proteales; Nelumbonaceae
Product: transcription factor TGA9-like
Biological process (GO): DNA-templated transcription; regulation of DNA-templated transcription
Molecular function (GO): DNA-binding transcription factor activity; sequence-specific DNA binding
Source: RefSeq, a predicted model, not a curated record
GAGGGAGAGAGAGGUGCAAGAUAAGAGUGGUGCACAAAAAAUAAAAACUGGAAUAAUCCUCGUCAGCCAAACUCGAAAAGAAAGUUGUAAUCUUCUGUUUUCUCUGGUGUGCUCUUUUCAGUUCAGCUGUGCUCUACAAGAGGAGUUGCUCAGAGGUCUUGAAGAAAUCUGAGCUACACAAAUGAUGGUUUAAGAAGAAGGUUUUGCAUGGCGAGUCAUAGAUUUGGAGAAAAUGGUCUGUCUGCAGAUUCUGGAUCUUCAAACUACCCUACCUUUCAUGGCAUCAGCCAUCCCGUCACCAAUUACAUUAAUCAACAGGAAUCUGCUUUUGAUUUGGGAGAGUUGGAAGAGGCAAUUGUGCUCCAAGGAGUUAAGAGCAGAAACGAUGAAGCCAAAAGAACUUUUUUACCAGCCAGGCCAGCUGCUACUCUGGAAAUGUUCCCCUCGUGGCCAAUGAGAUUCCAGCAAACUCCAAGAGGUAGUUCGAGAUCAGGAGAGAGUACUGAUUCAGGGUCUGCUCAGAAUACUUUUUCCUUCCAAACCGAUUCUCAGUUGGAGCCUGAAUCUCCCCUCAGUGAAAAGGCAUCAAAUCAGGCCAUUGACCAGAAACCGCUGCAGCAACAUCACCAAAUAGAGAUGGCAAAUGACACUUCAAAAACAGGGGCAUCACCAAUUCAACAAGCCAAACCAUCAGAAAAGAGAAGGGGUGCUGGUUCGGCUUCAGAGAAAACACUCGAUGCAAAGACUCUAAGACGUUUGGCACAGAAUAGAGAGGCAGCAAGGAAGAGUCGACUUAGGAAGAAGGCUUAUGUACAGCAGCUAGAGACUAGUAGAAUAAAGCUUACUCAGUUAGAGCAGGAGCUUCAACGAGCGAGAUCUCAGGGUCUCUUCUUAUCAGGAGCCGGUGGUGCAGCAGGUGGGAGUGGGACUAUCAUCAGCUCAGGAGCUGCGAUGUUCGACAUGGAGUACGCGAGAUGGUUAGAGGACGAUCAGAGGCACAUGUCGGAGCUCCGGACAGCUCUCCAGGCACGUCUGUCGGACGGCGACCUCCGAAUAAUAUUAGACGGGUAUCUCGCACACUACGACGAAAUCUUCCGGCUGAAGGGGAUCGCCGCAAAAUCCGACGUCUUUCACCUUGUCACCGGAAUGUGGGCAACUCCGGCCGAACGCUGUUUCCUCUGGAUGGGUGGAUUUCGGCCGUCUGAACUCAUCAAGAUACUAUUGCCCCAGUUAGACACAUUGACGGAGCAGCAAUUCAUGGGCAUAUGCAGCCUCCAGCAAUCCUCGCAGCAGGCGGAGGAGGCUCUCUCUCAAGGUCUAGAGCAGCUCCAGCAGUCUCUCGCCGACACCGUCGCCAGCGGGUCGCUUAGCGAGGGGACCCACGUCGGGAACUACAUGGAUCAGAUGGCCAUGGCACUGAGCAAGCUAUCCAACCUCGAAGGCUUCGUUCGACAGGCUGAUAAUUUGAGACAGCAAACUCUUCAUCAAAUGCGACGGAUAUUAACCAUUCGACAAGCGGCACGAUGUUUUCUGGCCAUUGGGGAGUAUUACGUCCGAUUAAGAGCUCUCAGUUCCCUGUGGACAUCUCGGCCUCGAGAGAACUGGAUCAGCGACGACAAUUCAAGCCAGACAACAAUGGAGAUACAAAUGGUUCCGCCCUGCCAUAACCCUUUUUCAACCUUCUGAUUGAAUUCUAGAGUUUACGAGAAAGACAAUUGCGGCAAGUCUCCUGUUUGCUGCUCCCUAGCCAUUGAAGAAGAGCUUCUUCUUUUUCUUUUCUCUUUACUUCUUUCCUUGUAAUGGUUUCAUAUCAAUAUGCUGUUACAGAAAUGUAUAUCAAUUUCAUGCGCCUUCAGCUUCUAAUUAAUCACAGAAGGCAGGGUUUAAAAUAUUGAUAUGCACAAUACCAAAGAUCAAAAGUAUUGAAAAUUAUCUGUGCAUAGUCUACCAUAUGUAUUGGUUCUCAAACCCAUCAAUACACUAAGGCCAUG